Molecule: messenger RNA, 696 nt
Organism: Ectocarpus sp. CCAP 1310/34
Lineage: Eukaryota; Phaeophyceae; Ectocarpales; Ectocarpaceae
Source: the annotation of a GenBank genome assembly
AUGAAGUUUGGGGGGAAGGGGAUGAUCCAGCUGAUGGUACUGCUGUACAAUUGGGUGUGGAAAAACGAGUAUACGCCAAGUAGAUGGAGGGAAGGAGUAGUCGUGAGCUCGUUGAAGAAAGGAGACAAGACUGACCCAGGAAACUACAGGGGGAUCACACUGUUGAACACAGUAGGAAAAGUGUUUCUCAUUAGUGAGGGCCAGGCAAGUUUCCGAAAGAAGGGGGUGCGUAGACCAUACGUGUUCACGGUAGGGAGAAUCAUCCAAGGUAGAAAGAGGGCGGGAAAGCCGACGUACUGCUUCUUCCUGGACGUGAAAAAGGCAUACGACACCGUAUGGAGAUAUGGGUUGUGGAAACAACUGUCCAAAUACGGGAUCAAGGGGAAAAUGUGGAGAGUGCUGAAGAAGAUGACAGAGUGUACGAAAAGCGCGGUCAUGCUAGACGGAGAACUGUCAAAAUUCUUCGACAUUGAGCAGGGGGUCCCACAAGGUUGCACGCUGUUCCCAACAUUGUUCCAGGUGUUCAUCAACGAUCUGUUGAACGUCGUAGAGGCAGUCCGGAAGGGAGUAAAAGUAGGGGACACGGAAACGUCGGUUUCAGGAAUGCUGUUUGCGGAUGAUUUUGUCGGUAUGUCGGACACCCCUGAGGGACUGCAACUGCAAAUUGACGCGGCGAAGAAGUUUGCUGAUAAGUAG